Macrosiphum euphorbiae (potato aphid) is the source of this 1419-nucleotide messenger RNA. The record is from the annotation of a GenBank genome assembly. NCBI's taxonomy places the organism in Eukaryota, Metazoa, Arthropoda, Insecta, Hemiptera, Aphididae.
AUGGUGGAUCUGAACCCGGUUGAGAAACCGAUGCUAGAAGAUGGCCGGACGGCACUGCACUACGCCGCUUCGACGGGCGACAGUGGCUCGGUCGCCGAACUAUUGGCCGCGGGGUCCGUGGACGCCAACGCCCAGGAUGCGGUCGGUUAUUCGGCAGUGCAAAUCGCCGCGGCCGAAGGUCACCUGGACGUGCUGCAGCUGCUGUUGCGACACGACGCCAACGUUAACCUGCACGACAACCUGCAUGGCAAUACGGCCCUGCACGAGGCUAGCUGGAAAGGUUACAGCAAAACAGUGGCGUUGCUCGCAUCUUCCGGCAGUGACUUGGACCGCAAGAAUUAUGGCGGAUCGUCUGCAUUGCAUUUGUGCUGCCAGAACGGACACAACCAAAGCUGUCGGGAACUCCUACUCACCGGAUGUGAUCCGGAUGUCCAAAAUAACUAUGGUGAUACGCCACUUCACACAAGCGCCAGGUAUGGACACGCUGGAGUACUGAGAAUAUUAAUAAGUGCUCAGUGUAAAGUUUCCGAACAAAAUAAAAAUGGUGAUACGGUACUACAUAUUGCCGCAGCUAUGGCCAGGAAGAAAUUAACUAAAAUAAUUUUGCAAGCUAAAUGUAAUAUUGCAUUAAAAAAUAAGCAAAAUGAAACUGCCAGAGAUAUAGCAGAACGUAAAAAUUUGACUGAUAUUUUAGAAAUUUUAAAGAAUCCCAUGUACAAAAAGAAAGGUAGCAGUUCAAAAACGAAAAAAGAUUCAAAGGAUAGUAAAAAACGAACCGAUAAGAAUAUUAAAAAACAAUGGUCCCCCUACGGUUGCCAUUAUUUUCCGGAUACCAAGGAGUUCCCGAAACCAAAGUUGAACUCAUUGCCUGAAGAACCCUUACAUGCAGGUGAACAAUAUUAUCUAGACUUGGCUGGAAACAUUAGAAAAGGACCAGUAGGAGUAGGGUACACAUGUUAUUGUGCGCCCUUUUUCAAGGAAUUAGAAGCUCGAUUGGACCACAAUACGAAAAAAUUAAAACGGCAGAUUUGUCGUACCGAAGAUAAUAUUAAUAGGAGAUUGUGUUCCGUUGAGAAACAGCUGAAGCGAUCAAAUGAAAAGCUUCAAGAGGUGGCUGAAGAAGUGAGCGACAACGACAGCGAGUUGGAGAACCGGUUUCGAACAGAAUGUGCUAUUGAUACCACGGUCAUGGACCCAAACUUACGAUGGCGAUUGGACUAUCUGACAGCUCGACGUCACGAUGAUAUACCAUGUAAUGAUUCUGGAUAUAGCACCAAAAUGUUUAGUAACUCCCAAGGCCCAUCACCUUCGUUGUCCAAUUUAAUGGAAAAUGGCACUGUACCUGUCAUAGAAAACAGUAAAAUGCCAAAAUCAUUAAGUGUAUUACCUGACAACAACAACAUGGAAAGUAUUGUAUGA